CAGGAAUGCGCGCGUGAUCCAAUUUAAGGAGCCGCCUCGCGCUCUGCAGGGACACAAGCGCGAGCCCGCGGACUCACCUGGAAGCCUCAGAGCAGCUCGGACCCCUGACGCCCCACUGACGCCCCCCAGAGAAUUUUCAUCAUUUGAGACGAUUUUUCAGCUGAAUCAGACGUUUCCGACGACUCGUGACAUUCCUGCUUCUCCUGCAGCUCCUCCAACAAUGUCCUCCAUCAUCCUCCUCGUCUUCGUCCUCCUGCUUCCUCUCGCCUCCUCUCAGACCUUCCACUGGGGACCCUGUCCGUCGCCUCAAGUGCAGCCCAACUUCCAGGUUGAAAAGUACCUGGGGAAGUGGUACGAGAUCGAGAAACUCCCAGCAUCCUUUGAGAAGGGGACGUGCAUCGAGGCCAACUACUCGCUCAGGAGGGACGGAACCAUCCGGGUCCUGAACUCGCAGUUUUAUAAGGAGAAGGUGAGUACAGCAGAAGGAACCGCCGUGGUUCGGGACACGAGGGAGUCGGCCAAGCUGGGCGUCAGCUUCUCCUACUUCACGCCGUACGCCCCGUACUGGGUUCUGACCACCGACUACACCAGCCUGUCCGUGGUGUACUCGUGCACCAGCUUCCUCCACCUCUUCCACAUCGACUACGCCUGGAUUCUUUCCCGCUCGCCGUCGCCGUCUGCGGCCACCGUGCUGUACGCCAAAGAGCUGCUGGUCAGAGAAGGGAUCGACAUCAGCAGGAUGAAGCCCACUGUUCAGAACUGCUAACUUCCUGUUGCUGCUUUCCACUUCCUGUUGCUGCCUUCCACUUCCUGUCCGCCGAGAAGGAAUCAAACCAAAUAAUCUGAUUACAGAUUCACACCUGGAUCCAAAUUGUUGCUGUCAUUUUUUUUCUUUGUAAUUUUAAUUCUUUUAUGAUUUCAAUCAAAUAAAAAUAUCAUGAAUAAAC
This is a messenger RNA of Oryzias melastigma (Indian medaka), 947 nucleotides long. RefSeq names its product apolipoprotein Db (gene apodb). The transcript has 5 exons. Gene Ontology annotation, molecular function: lipid binding. The record is from RefSeq and is a predicted model, not a curated record. Gene Ontology annotation, biological process: brain development; tissue regeneration; lipid transport. Lineage: Eukaryota; Metazoa; Chordata; Actinopteri; Beloniformes; Adrianichthyidae. Bases 221 to 766 code for a protein of 181 amino acids.